UUAUAAUGUUCAGUUAUGUGCAGUUCUAUCUUUGCAGUGAGUGAGGGUGUGUUGAGGGUGGUGACGGAGGACGUAGUGCAGGCAUCACUGGUCUCUGACAAGGGUGCCGAGGCUACUUUGGUCUCCUGGACCACUGAGACUUUCACUGCUGCCUACGAUGGUGCCACUUCCGAUAUUGCCAACGUCAGGAUACAGUACACGCUGGCAGGGACAGCCGAAGAGGUGUCCUAUGUGGUGAAGGUGACGCCGAGCAGGGCACAAAAAAUAGAAUUUUACAGCAUCAUUUUUGCGAAAGAGUGCAACUUUUAUGCUGAGAUCAUCCCUGCCCUCAAUGCUGUACUCAAAGGCAUCGGGGAAAAGCCUCUGAGAUUUCCCAAAUGUGUUUACUCCAGCCUGGAGCCGGGGAAGGAGAUGAUCAUGCUAGAGAACUUGCAGGAACAGGGUUACAGCAUGCAAGAUAGAACAGUGGGAAUAGACGCUGCUCACAGCCUGCUGGUGCUGCAGGAACUAGCCAGGCUGCAUGCAGCUUCUCUGCUCCUGCAGGCCAUCACACCUCACCAACCCCUGGUACACAGGUUUCAGGCACUGCAGAAAGAAUGGACGAAAGAGUUUAACUUGGCCGGGGACUUCGGUACGUUCGUGGGGAAUUACCUGGACAUUGCAGUCGAGAUGUUUGAGAAGAUGGGCGGGUGUGAGGAGGUGGUGGCGUGGGUGAGGAAGAUCAAGCCUGAGGCCUGGACCCUGUACAAGCAGCAACUGGUCGCUACUCCACCAUUUGCAGUUAUUACGCACGGCGACUGCUGGAUAAAUAACUUACUUUUCAGGUACGACGAAGACAAGAGGCCAGUAGAGGUGAAAAUGCUGGAUCUACAGGGCUGUCGUGUGGCCUCGCUAGCAACAGACCUCCUUCACUUCCUCAAUAUGAACCUCACAGGACCUGUCCGUCGACCCAACCUCAACACCUUCCUGGCCUCCUACCAUGCCACCCUCGCCAGCGUCAUGCAGAAGGGCGGCUCUGUCGUGCCUUUCACCCUGGAGCAGCUGCAGCAAGAGUAUGUUGACAGGGGAUACUACGGAGUCCUCUAUUGCCUCAUGUGGCUGCCAAACAUGGUUCGCCGGCCCGAGGACAUGAUGGAUAUCCUGGACCGCACAGAAGGUGGUAGGAACGCGGAGAGAGACAAUGUAUUAGUAAUGGUAGACAAAAACUCUUUGCUUAAGCCCCGUAUCAUCUCAGUCGUGGAGGAAUGGAUGGAAAGAGGUGUUAUCUCUUAGUAGCCUUUUCUCUAAAAAAAUAAAUGUGGAGCUUUUGUAACCUUGUUUAAUCAACCUCUAAAAAGUGGUGGAUAUCAUUGUAAAUAAUUUCCAGGACAGACCGCCUAGUCUCAUUUCCCUGUUGUGGAUCAAUACCUACAAGAUGAAAUUAAGACACAUGUGCAACAUCUGGGUAUCUUUAUUGUAGACGUUUCACCAUCCAGUGGCUUUACCAAUACAAAUUCCAGGAUAUAACUUGAAGACAGUAGAACUAUAUACAGAAGAUGAGGUAAUCAGUCCCUCAACCUUUGAAUAGGUGCGAAGAGCACUACAGUGCUCUUCGCACACGUCCCAUUUCCACCUGACGUCAGGCGCCUUGCUUCUGCUUCAGAAUCACCACGACUACGGUGCUCUUCGCACCUGUUCAAAGGUUGAGGGACUGAUUACCUCAUCUUCUGUACAUAGUUCUACUGUCUUCACGUUAUGUCCUGGAAUUUGUAUUGAUAAAGCCACUGGAUGGCGAAACGUCUACAAUAAAGAUACCCAGAUGUUGCACAUGUGUCUUAAUUUCAUAGUUGUAAAUUGUUCCAGCACUAGUGUGGGUCUUAUUCUUUUCGCGACUUGCAAAUAGGCAGUAUAAUUUAAAAAUGUUAAUGUCUUCCACCUAGAUAUAUCAAAGAUAGAAAACAGUUCUGCACGAGGUCUUAAGUUUACCAUUAAAACUUUAUUUUCUUGAUCGUUUUCUUUACAAGAAUUCUGUGCCCUUUGUCUUUCUGAUCAUUGUUAAUUAAUAUAUCAAAUAAUACACAAAUAAAUUUGUAAAUUAUUA
Cherax quadricarinatus is the source of this 2080-nucleotide messenger RNA. NCBI's taxonomy places the organism in Eukaryota, Metazoa, Arthropoda, Malacostraca, Decapoda, Parastacidae. The record is from RefSeq and is a predicted model, not a curated record.